AUGGCGGAUAUAGGGAAAAUUCCUGUCUGGUUAGACUGUGAUCCUGGCCACGAUGACGCAUUUGCAAUACUCCUAGCCGCACAUCACCCAUCCAUACACCUCCUUGGCCUCUCGACUGUCCACGGGAACUCCUCCCUUGAACACACAACUCGUAACGCCCUCUCCAUUAUCACGGCGAUAGGUCGUCCUGAUAUUCCUGUAUAUCCAGGAGCAUACGCCUCGCUCAACCGGCCCGCAGUUCAUGCACCCGCUAUCCACGGCAUCUCGGGGAUCGAUGGCACCUCCCUUCUACCGACCCCAUUAACGACGGCCAGGGAUGAUGAGCCUGCUGUCGAAGCCAUGGCCUGUUGCCUUCUCUCCACGGCCCCUCAGACAGCUUGGUUGGUAGCAACCGGUGCUCUAACAAAUAUAGCGAUCCUCUUCUCCUCCCACCCAGAAGUAGCCUCCCACAUCAAAGGGCUAAGUAUCAUGGGUGGCGCUAUUGGGGGUAACUUCACAUCCGCGUCAAUGGGCCAUGUAGCAGGGGAUACAGCGGAAAGGAUAGGGAAUUGGAGUCGAUGGGCCGAAUUCAACAUCCUUGUUGACCCUGAAGCUGCGGAUCAAAUCUUCAGCAACUCUAUUGUGAAUAAGAAGACCACACUUAUCCCUCUUGAUGUCACACAUCAAGUUCUUGCUACGAAGGAAGCCCAGGCACUUAUUCUUUGGGGUAAGGAGGGUGUUAGAAGUGCAAAGGGGGAUUUGGACGGGAUGGGGAAGAGUACAUUGAGAAGAAUGCUCCUUGAACUUUUGCUUUUCUUCGCAAAUACAUACGUGGAAGUUUUUGGCUUUAAGACCGGGCCGCCCUUGCAUGAUCCUUUAGCUGUUGCUGCGAUCUUUGAUGGAAUACCCGGCGUUGAGAUCCCCUUUCGCGAUUUUGAGGGUGACGGAGGAAAAAGAGAGAGAUACGGAGUCCAUGUCAUAACGGAAGGUACCCAUGAAGAUGCGCAGAAUGGCGCUGAAACUGGCCGUACUAUCGUGAAAUUGCUACCGGAAGGGGUGGAGGGAGUCAAAAUCCCCAGGGGCCUGAAUAUCCCACACUUUUGGGAAGUGGUGGAGGAUUGCUUAGCCCGAGCGGAUGAAGUUAAUAAGAGUAAUGGCAUGUUGUAG
Molecule: messenger RNA, 1146 nt
Organism: Venustampulla echinocandica
Lineage: Eukaryota; Fungi; Ascomycota; Leotiomycetes; Helotiales; Pleuroascaceae
Exons: 3
Coding region: 1-1146 (381 amino acids)
Biological process (GO): purine nucleoside catabolic process
Cellular component (GO): cytosol
Molecular function (GO): purine nucleosidase activity
Source: RefSeq, a predicted model, not a curated record